Sphenostylis stenocarpa is the source of this 240-nucleotide messenger RNA. NCBI's taxonomy places the organism in Eukaryota, Viridiplantae, Streptophyta, Magnoliopsida, Fabales, Fabaceae. The record is from the annotation of a GenBank genome assembly.
AUGAAAAGCAGGCAAAGGGAAUCUUUGCAAGCACACAUGCUGAAUAAGGAAACCAAGAGAGCAGACAAGGGUCCCAAGGGAUGUCGGAUAAAGAGGGGGAGGAAACCACAGAAGGCAAUUUCUUCCUUCUGGUGGCACGAAUUGAGAGAACCACACAUAAACCUACAGAGGGACGUUUCCAAGGUCUUGUGCCAUAACUGGUUGCUCUGCAAUCGAGAUGGUAUCAGGGUAGCUGGUUGA